This is a messenger RNA of Rhizophagus irregularis DAOM 181602=DAOM 197198, 993 nucleotides long. RefSeq lists its product as uncharacterized. The record is from RefSeq and is a predicted model, not a curated record. Lineage: Eukaryota; Fungi; Glomeromycota; Glomeromycetes; Glomerales; Glomeraceae.
AUGAUAAUUCAUAUUGAAAAUUUGAAACAUAUUUGUUAUAAAUGUCGAGAAAAUGUGAACUUAUUCUAUAUUGAAGAUAUGAUAUGGCAUAAUAAAUGUAAAUGUUGUAAACAAUAUACGAUUAUAUUCAAAGAUACCAAAAUUCCAAAUUCACAAGAUGAAAGGGCUUGGAAAAAAUUUUACUUAAAUUAUGAGAAGAAUGAAUUACAAUCAGAAGAAAAAUUAAAAAUAAUUCUUAAUAGAUUAAAACAAGAAUGUCAUAAAAAAGAUGCAUUUAAAUAUUUAAAAGAUUGGUAUAAUUAUUCGGAAACAAAAUUAAUCUUUCUCAAUUAUCUUGAAUAUCAUCCAAGAUUAUGUAUUUUAUUAAUUGAAGCUGGAUAUGUUAUCACAGGAGAAAUGUUUUUAUUAACUUUAAAAGCUGAUAUAUAUGAUGAUAGACAUAUUGAUGAUUAUUUUGAAGUUAUAAAUGCUAUAUUAAAGAAACUUAAUUUAGAGAGUAAUAAUAGAAAGAAAAAGGAUAAAUUUGGUUUUGUUGGUGGAGAAAAAUCGUUAAGAUCAGAAUCAUUAUCACAAUGCAUUACAAAUUUAACUCUUAUCGACCAUUAUAAACAAACAUAUCUUCAUUAUUUUAUAUAUGAAAUGAGUAAUCGGGUAAAUUACUAUAGUAAUACUUUUUUUACUGGUCCUCUUUUAAAUUGUAAGCGUUAUUAUGAUGAAAAUAUAUCAUCAGUACGUUCUAGAAUAGCAAAAUAUACGGAAACUUGCAAAAUUAUUAAUGAGUACAUUUUCUCAUAUUUUAAUUCCCAUAUUAUUGCAAGAUUAGUAACUAUAAAAAAUACAAUAAAUGAAACAACAAUUACGUUGAAUUAUUUGAGAAAAAGUAUCAAGCAACAAAAAAAAGUUAGCAAUAGAAAAAUCAAAAGAAAUAUUGAAGUGAAAUCGAUUAAUCCAGAAGAAUCUGUAGAAGAUUUGAAAGAAUGUUCUAAUAUUUAA